Molecule: messenger RNA, 4529 nt
Organism: Sceloporus undulatus (fence lizard)
Lineage: Eukaryota; Metazoa; Chordata; Lepidosauria; Squamata; Phrynosomatidae
Gene: MAPK4
Product: mitogen-activated protein kinase 4
Exons: 8
Coding region: 1402-3144 (580 amino acids)
Biological process (GO): cell surface receptor signaling pathway; protein phosphorylation; intracellular signal transduction
Cellular component (GO): cytoplasm; nucleus
Molecular function (GO): MAP kinase activity; ATP binding
Source: RefSeq, a predicted model, not a curated record
GGGAGGCAGUGGCUGGACUUGGCACACAGGAGAGCCUUGCUCCUUCUGCAUGCACUCCCUCUGUGUGCAGAGAAAGAGGGACUGGGUGCAUUGUAUAUAUAUGUUCCAAGAUGAAGUGCAUCCUAAGAGAGGAUUGCUUGCAAGAAGGGAAAUAAAGCAAGCAGCAGCUGCUACCCAGAGAAAUCCCCACAUAUAUUUUUGUUUCCUUCCUGGCACAGCUCUUGCAUGGAUAAGCUGAUGAACAGAAGCCCCAGUAUCUUAACAAAGUACACAGACAUAUUGGCAACUCUGAACCUCUGGGGAGAGAAGGAAAGGACUUAUUUAUAUGCUGACUGCCCAAGAAAUCUGACUCAGGAUUCCUUCCACCCCGGAUGUCACCUUGGUCAAGCCUUCUGAAUAAUUCAUUGCCAUGAGUGCUGUUCUCUUGCCCGUCACCCCCAAUCUGCAAAACUCAGAUGACGAGACCUGUCUCACCGUUAUUGCCUUGCCCUCCUCUGUGGUUAUGACAUCUGGUCACCCUUCAGAAACACCACUGGCAGAUUUUGAGAGAUGAAGUUGAAGCAAGUCACUUUUCCAGGCUGUGCUCUUAGCAUUUGGAAAACCCUCUAGAAUAAGCAAGGAGGAGAUAUGGCACUGUGAAGACCAAAUAACACAUAUAUCAGCAAAUAAAGAAUGUGGAAAAAUGGAACGAAAUUGAGUAUUCAGAUGCGUGGCACCAAGAUCAGCUGAUGAGGAUAGUACUUUUUUUCCUUUUAAUGUGUCUCCAGAUGAUGAAAUGGAAAACUGGUUUUGUAUUUAAAGAUGCGAUAUAAAGUUAACCAAAUCCUCAUUACUUGUUUUGCAUGGAGAAGCAUUAACUCACAAUGCUAACAACGUAACAUUUCUGGAGAACAAAAUAUUUCUGGUAUAAAUACUGAUAUCCAACCUUUGUCACAGAAGAUCCAUAUCUAGGUAACCAAGAUUAUUUUAAAAGUGAUUUAGGUUUCACUGAGGCAUAUUCCCCAGAACAGAAGAAAUGAGAAGGAUAAUUUUGAAAUUCUUAUGAGUCUUUUAGUUUAUUGGCAUGUUUCAGGUAGAGCCUUCCCUAGAUUAAUUUGCUUAAGUGCAGUUGUACCUUUACAAAACAAUCUGUCUGCCCUCUUUCUGAACUAAUGAGUCAUUGUUUUAAAUUUCCAAGCCUGUUGAAGAAAGUUUUUCUGAAUUGACUUCAUGCCUAGUUUCUCACUUCACACUUCUGAAUAUUCAAACUCCUUCUCUUCUGUCACUAUGGGCUUCAAGCAAGGAAACUUGGAGAUUUUAAUUCAUAAGCAUGAUGAGCCAUUUGAUUUCAAACCAGAUUGGUGAUCUGGAAGUUCUGGCUCUCUGGUGGGAUUUUAUUACAGGAACAAAGAAGACACCACCAUGGCGGAAAAGUGUGAUUACAUCGCAAACAUGUAUGGUUAUGAUUUGGGUUGCCGUUUUAUCAACUUCAGACCCCUGGGCUUUGGUGUGAAUGGGCUCGUACUGUCAGCAGUUGACAGCAAAAGUUGCCGCAAGGUGGCUGUGAAAAAGAUCGCCAUCAAUGAUGCACAAAGCUUGAAGCAUGCCUUCCGGGAGAUCAAGAUAAUCCGUCGAAUGGACCAUGACAACAUCGUGAAGGUCUAUGAGGUGUUAGGACCCAAAGGAGCAGACCUUCAAGGGGAUUUGUUUAAAUUUAACAUGGUGUAUGUUAUCCAGGAAUAUAUGGAGACAGACCUGGCCCGUCUGUUGGAGCAAGGACCACUCUCUGAGGAACAUGCCAAACUUUUCAUGUACCAAUUGCUCAGAGGCUUGAAGUUCAUCCAUUCAGCCAAUGUUUUGCACAGGGAUUUAAAGCCUGCCAACAUCUUCAUUAACACAGAGGACUUGGUGCUGAAGAUUGGUGAUUUUGGAUUAGCAAGGGUUGUGGAUCAGCAUUAUUCACACAAGGGUUACCUGUCAGAAGGCUUGGUAACAAAAUGGUAUCGAUCGCCUCGUUUGCUCCUCUCACCCAACAACUACACCAAAGCAAUUGACAUGUGGGCAGCUGGUUGCAUUUUAGCAGAGAUGCUUACAGGAAAGAUGCUCUUUGCUGGAAGCCAUGAGUUGGAACAGAUGCAGCUCAUUUUGGAGACCAUUCCCGUUUUCCAUGAAGAGGACAAGGAAGAACUGCUCAAAGUCAUGCCGACGUUUGUCAACAGCACCUGGGAGGUGAAGAAGCCCUUGCGGAAGCUUCUUCCAGAGAUGAACAGCCAAGCUAUUGAUUUUCUGGAGAAGAUACUGACAUUCAAUCCCAUGGACAGACUGACUGCGGAGAUGGGGCUGCAGCAUCCUUAUAUGAGCCCUUAUUACUGUCCUGAAGAUGAGCCUGUUUCUCAGCAUCCUUUCCGCAUUGAAGAUGAGAUUGAUGAUAUUUUGCUGAUGGAAGCCAACCAAAGCCAGAUGUCCAACUGGGAGAGGUAUCAAGUGAGUUUGUCUUCGGAUGUGGAAUGGAAACAUGAGAAAUGCCAUGAUUUGGACGAGGUGCAACGUGAUCCCCGAGCAGGAUCGGAAUCCAUUGCCGAGGAAGCUCAAGUGGAUCCUCGAAAAUAUUCCCAGAGCAGUUCAGAAAGAUUCCUGGAGCAGUCACAUUCUUCCAUGGACCGAGUAUUUGAAGGGGAUUAUGGACGAUCAUGUGAUUACAAAGUGGGGUCACCUUCCUAUUUAGACAAGCUGCUAUGCAGGGACAGCAAGCUCCACCAUUAUUCAGAACCCAAACUUAUCUUGGACUUGUCCCACUGGAAAAGGGCAUCUAUUGCACCCACAGCAGAGAUAGCUUUGGAAGAGGAACCUUCCAACCUUUUCUUAGAGAUAGCCCAGUGGGUGACAAGUACGCAGACGGGACUUGAUUGUCCCAAUACCGUUCCAGAGAUUCAAGAACGAAGUUUGCCAUCUUCACCUCACCAUCUCCAAAGAGAAUCCAAGGAAGUUGAUAGCAAAAGUGACCCUCAGUUUGACUUGGAUGUCUUCAUUUCCAGGGCACUGAAACUUUGCACGAAGCCUGAGGAUCUUCCGGACAACAAGCUUAAGGACAUCAAUGGUGCAUGUCUAGCAGAACACCCAAAUGAGAUUGUACAGACAGAGGUGUAUCAUAAAGAGAGAUGGUAAAAAAAAAGACCAAAAAUAAUUAACCAAGGUUCUAGUAAUCUUAAAAAUUCUUCCAUUUUCAUGUGCUACUUACCCAAUGAUGAAUAGCAGUCAAGGUUUGAUCACACAUGGAACAUGCUGGCUUAUUAUCUAAUGUUACUGAAAUCCUUCAUGUUAAGGGCAACCACAAGCCAAAAUCCCCUUUUGAGGCCUUGGCAGGAAACCUAAAAGGUUUCCCAAGGUAUGACUGAAAUGUAGGGAUUCUUAUGCUGCCUUAACAGUCUUGCCUUUUUGCUCUAGGGGACAUGUUUUGGACAUCAGCCUCCAGUGUAGAGAUGUCCUGCAAAAGAUGUUAAACUUUUAAUUUUACAGAGGAGUGUCAAAUCACUUUUGCUUUGAGAGGCAGGAAGGUCUGAGCCCUCCUUCACAGAACCAGGCGCCCCUGUUUCUUAGUAACAUCACAAUUUGAUAUGGUGCUUUCCCAUGUAUUUUCAGUCUUCAUGACAUUUGUAAGGCAGGGCAGUACUACUGCAUGCAUUACAAACUGCAGCUGAGAGACUGUGGCCAGAGCUUGAAAAAAGUACCCUUUCAAGUUCUAAUUCUAAAUUUGACUCACAGUGAGUUUAUGUUUGAAGUGAAAGUUGAAAUGGGGACCUUCAGCCUUCAGCCUUGAAUUCUUUAUGCUUGUUUAGGGAGACUCCAUAAGGUUAGCCCAAUGUAUCUUGCUGUUUCAGAUGGAAUCCAAAAUGACAUCCCACCUACCCAGGUCAAGAUACAUAACAUUCAAAGCUAGCCAUUUUAUUCUGGCAUCUAAGGUAGAAAAUCUCCUAAAUCCCUCUUCUCUAUUCCCGAUAGUGCAACACUAAGAAAUGGGAUAAUUAUCAAUUUGCUGCUUGAGAUGGUUGCCUCACUUUGCCUAAUGGUAGGGCUGGACUCAGAGAUGCAUGUUUUGCAUGGAGAAGGUUCUAGCUUCAGUUCCUCUCAACUUACCUUUUACAUCAAGUUAGAAGAGUUCAUUUAUUAGAUGACAGAAAAUAGAACCUUCUCCUGAGAUAAUGAAGAGUCACUGCCAGUUGACAUGGACUAUACUGGGUCAAAUGAAGAAAUAAUCAAAAGGGAACCAUCUGUCCUUUACCCAAAACUUUGUGGGUAAAAAAUGCAUUGACCUGGAUCCUAUUGUGCCAUUAUAAUUUUGCAAUUACACAAUGAGGGAGGGGAUGGGCAAAGUGAAUUUGCCCUCCAAAAAUGUCCCCAGCCACCAUGUAGAAUGUGAGGAGGGCAUUUUCACUAUGUUUUGCUCCUCUGGGCCAUUUUAUACCUGCGAGAGGUCUUUUUAAAAAACAGAAAGUGACUUCUGGUUCCUUUUCUGUUAUAGAACAAGGCCUCUUUUGAGCCUAAAAUGACGG